CUCAAGUCAUCCUUGGGGAAGCCCCACUUCCUUUUGACCUCUAAAUGGUAUUUACCUGGGACCCAAGAUCUCAAUACUUAGGCAUUCAGCAUUAACGUUGAAGCUUCCUGCAAUGUCACAGGAAGCUCAUGGCGAAGCCUCCUAGCUGAUUAAGCAGAAUAUAAUAUACGUAUACCAUGAUCGGAACGGUGUUAGGCCUUCAGUUCCAAUAUCUAGAUGUCUAAUAACAAUUUUAGACCACCAGACUCACCAGAAAGUGACCAUGCCGAUCAAUCCAAUUUUGAGCUCCCUGACGAGUACUUCACUUUUGACGGUUGGCUGGAGGAUUAUCCUGAAGCUAUCAUCUCAGGGCCAAUUGAGAAUCCUGUUAAUCAAGCCAAUGAAGUUAAUGAUUCUGCUGGCACUAGCAGCCUCCUUCAAGGACCAGCUGGUAACAGAGAAAGUGAAACCGCCAGGGAGAGGAGAGAAUUCAAAGAAAGAUUUGCAUUCAGGACCAAGUCUGAGGUUGAGAUACUGGAUGAUGGGUACAGAUGGAGGAAAUAUGGGAAAAAGAUGGUGAAAAACAGCCCAAAUCCAAGGAACUACUAUAAAUGUUCUGUUGAAGGAUGCCCCGUCAAGAAAAGAGUUGAAAGAGACAAAGAGGAUCCAAGUUAUGUGAUUACAACUUAUGAGGGGAUCCAUAAUCACCAAAGGGCUUCUUGAAUCAGUGGUUAAGUUUCUGAGGUUCGAGUUCUUUGACAACUAAUAUCUCACAGCCAACUCCUGCAGAAGGCCAACAUCUAUCUGCAUCGAUCACAUGCAAUUCAUGUUUCCAUGAUUAAGAAAUUUAAGGAUAAUAUCGAAAAGUCUCAGUCCUUUUUAUUCAUGUAGGUAUCUUUAAGAAAUCUAAGGAUCCGAAUACAUAGAGUUUUGCGAACUUUCUUUCGUCCUUGGUUUGUUAUGUACAAAAUUUGUUGGCUGGCAAAACCCUGAAUUUCAUUCCCGUUUUCAACUGAUAGGUUUUAGUUAUAGGUUGAUCCUAUCAAGUAUUAACAGCACAAACUCAGGGUGCUGUAUUUUUGAACUGUGGAGGAUUGGUGGACGUUGCUAGCAGAAGGAAAAACCAGCUUGGGGCCUUGGAGACGGUAAAAUCUUACAUGAGAUUUUAAACUGUUUGAUCCGUUUGGUGACGUUCUUCAGUCAUAUGAUGUUAUUCAAAGUAAAACAAUCAAACUUUCAUAGGUGAAAUUUUGUCCCAACAAUAACAGUCUCAAUUGUGAAGAA
This is a messenger RNA of Durio zibethinus, 1263 nucleotides long. RefSeq names its product putative WRKY transcription factor 43. Gene Ontology annotation, biological process: regulation of DNA-templated transcription. Gene Ontology annotation, molecular function: sequence-specific DNA binding; DNA-binding transcription factor activity. NCBI's taxonomy places the organism in Eukaryota, Viridiplantae, Streptophyta, Magnoliopsida, Malvales, Malvaceae. The record is from RefSeq and is a predicted model, not a curated record.